Messenger RNA from Meleagris gallopavo (turkey), 3753 nucleotides. Lineage: Eukaryota; Metazoa; Chordata; Aves; Galliformes; Phasianidae. The record is from RefSeq and is a predicted model, not a curated record.
AUGGUUAUAAGGGCAGUAACAGUUGAAGUUCUGCUUGAUUUUUGUGUGGGCAAUUUUCUUUGUGCUUCAAAUGUCUAUGACAAUACUAGAUUUCUAAAUCAAGCAAAGAAAUAUGUCUUAUUUCUGUUGCAGAAUACAAGAGAUCCUCAAACUGUUCUAAAUAUAUUGAGUAUCCUCAUUGAAUUAGUCUCAGUUGGUGGUGGUCAGAGAGCAAACAUCUUGGUCACCAAAGGAGGGACACAGAUAUUGUUGCAGCUGCUUUUGAAUGCAAGCAAAGAAUCUCCACCAAAUGAAGAAUUAAUGGUACUUCUUCAUACCCUUCUUGCAAAAAUUGGUCCAAAAGACAAAAAGAUUGGCAUGAAAGCGAGAAUUAAUGGUGCCUUGAACAUAACACUGAAUUUAGUGAAGCAGAAUUUGCAGAACCAUAGGCUAAUAUUGCCAUGUCUUCAAGUAUUAAGAGUUUAUUCAACUAACUCUGUAAAUGCAGUGUCCUUAGGAAAGAAUGGAGUCGUUGAACUGAUGUUUAAGAUCAUUGGACCUUUUAGUAAAAAGAACACUAGCCUUAUGAAGGUUGCUUUAGACACACUUGCUGCAUUGCUAAAAUCAAAAACAAAUGCCAGGAGAGCAGUAGAUAGAGGAUACGUACACAUGCUUUUAACAAUUUACGUUGAUUGGCACCGUCAUGAUAGUCGACACAGAUAUAUGCUGAUACGUAAAGGAGUUUUACAGUGCAUUAAGAGUGUAACAAACAUCAAAUUGGGAAGAAAAGCAUUCAUUGAUGCAAAUGGGAUGAAAAUUCUUUACAACACUUCACAAGAGUGCCUUGCAGUAAGAACUCUUGAUCCACUUGUCAACACAUCCAGCCUAAUAAUGAGAAAAUGUUUUCCUAAAAACCGUCUUCCUUUACCAACUAUUAAAAGUGCUUUUCACUUCCAACUCCCAAUUAUUCCUUCCAGUGGUCCUGUGGCUCAAAUGUACAGUUUGCCUCCGGAUGUGGAUGAUGUGGUAGAUGAAAGUGAUGACAACGAUGAUGCUGAAACAGAAUCAGAAAUUGAAACUGAAGAUGACAAGGACCAAAAUUUUAAGAAUGAUGAUAUUGAAACUGAUAUUAAUAAACUGAAACCUAGACAGGAACUGGGGCGACCCUUAGAAGAUCUGAAAAUGUAUGAGCAAUUUUUCCCAGAACUUACUGAGAACUUUCAGGAAUGUGAUUUAGUUUCCAAGGAACCAAAGCCUUUUGUACCUGAUGCAAAUCUGGGUGGACCUAUUGUGGUUCCUACAGCAGGAGAGGAAUUCUUAGCUGAAACAAAUCCAUCAGUGAUAGGAAUUUCUUUGAAGGAGAGCAAUCCAUUACUGACAGAGGAGUACAAUAGAAGGCCAGCUUUCCUGGAAUUACCAAAGAAAGAUAGUAUCAAAGACAAUAGCUUACUUCGGCAAAAUAUUCAAAGGAAUAUGCUUCCAUCAUGCCAGUGUCUAAGCCAAGAAAUUGUGAAAGGCUUGGACAGAAUCAGUCUGCAAAACACUGCAGAAAAUGAUCAGUAUUAUGCUACAGAGUGUGUUGUAAAAAAAGAAAACAAAACUAGCCUUACCCCACUUGCUUGUAGUAAAACUUGUGAACAUGUUUCACCCUGUGGAAGUAGCCUUUUUGAAGGAUCAUCUGUCCAUCUUGGGAAAUUCUGCUGCACUGGAGUGGAAUCUGAGGAGGAGGAUUCCAAAUCUAGUUCAUCAGAGGAACAAGUGAUGCUUGAGGUUUCUGAUGUAUCUCCUGUUCAUGACUGCGAUCUUUAUAUUGAAAUGGUGAAAACCACAAAAUCUAUUCCUGAAUAUUCAGAAGUGGCCUAUCCAGAUUAUUUUGGACAUAUUCCACCCCCCUUUAAGGAGCCUAUCUUGGAAAGGCCUUAUGGAGUGCAAAGGGUUAUUGGAGAUGGUGAUUUGAAGAAUAAGAUUUCCGAUAUGAACAAAGUAAAAGCAUCAUCUGAAAAAAGAAAUGGUGGAAGCUAUGUAAGCCUCAGUGACUAUGAAGUCGUCUUAGAAGAAAGUUUUACAAUGGGUGAGAGUGUUAAGCAACCUCAGACUAAAACGAAUUUUGGAACAGCAGUGACCAACUGCUCCGAGCUGGUGCCGCGCUCCCACCCGCAAGGCACCCCGAGGAGCACUGCGCGCACGCUGCUUCCCCCACGCGGUACCCAGUCCUCCCCUGCUGUGGGAAGGAUGUCGGCACAGCCGUCAGGGAGCCCCGACGGGCGCCGCCCGACGGAAGCAGAAGCUUCCGACAAAGGCCUCCGUAACAGCAGACCUCCCGGGUGCCGGCGACUAACAGCGGCGGCGACAGCAAGGCUUCCGAGAAGCGUUCAGGAUGGGCCCCCCCGACCCACUCGGAAACGCCCACAGGGUUUGGCUAUGGCUGGCACAGGCCAUAAGGAGAUGCCCCCUGAGUCAGAGAAAGAACUGAAUCCAGCUGAAGAUGGAAAAAACAUAGCUGAGCAAGAGGCACCACAGCCAGCUGCACAACAGAUUGCUGACGAGGAGGUGGAGAGGGAGCAGCUCCUCAACUAUGAUGCUAAGCAGAGUGACUCGCCUCCUGGACAGGCUGACCAACAAGCACGUGAAGCACUGAAUGAAGACAAAGAUGUUGACUACAAUUUAGAUGAGAAUGAAGCUGAAUCAGAAACAGACAAGCAAGCUGCACUUGCAGGCAUUGAAACUGGGAUCCUUGUUUUGAAGUUCUCUUUCAGACAUGAGAACAGAGGAGUUGCUUCGUUUACAUAUAAUCGAAUACCAUAUGCUCCAAUCUGGCAGGAAUAUGCCUUGAAAGAAAGGUCACAGUGCAUCAACCAGAUGAAGGAAUUAAAAGAACAAUGUGAAGAAAGGAUAAAUGAGAUAUCAAAAAAAGACAGUGAUGUACCACAAGUCAAAAAAAAUAAGGACUUCUUAGAAGAUUCAAAAAGAAGCACCCAGAGUCGGAUCAUGGAGCUGGAAGGCAAGGUCCGCAGGGCAGCAGCAGAGAGAGGCGCCGUGGAGCUCAAGAAGAAUGAAUUCCAGGGAGAGCUGCAGAAGCAGCGAGAGCAAAUUGAUAAAAUACAGUCCUUGCAUAGCUUCCAGAUGGAAAAUGCCAACAGAGUACAUUGGGAAGAGAAGCAGAGCCUGACGCAGGUGCUCUCAGCGGUGACCCCAGCAGGCCGCAGCGGGAGGGCCGGGCGGCUGUUCCGCUCGGCGCCGCGCUCCCGCCUUUCCGAGUGCCGUGAUGGAGGCGGUUGUUGUGCGGUGUGUGACCGGGCGGUGGCGGCCGGCAGCCCUACAACAUACGUUUUGGAUGAAGAUGAGCCUCGCUUUCUUGAAGAAGUUGAUUAUAGUGCAGAAAGUAAUGAUGAUCAAGAUGUUGAAUUAGCUGAUAAUGUGGGUGAUUAUGAGGCCAGCAAUCAAGAAGAUGGACUCUCAGACUCAGAUUCAACCAGGAUACUCCUUACUUGAAGCAUCUUUUCAGCUGGUAAUAAGAAAUGAGGAAUCUUGGGUUCUUGUACUCACAUAUUUCCUCACUCAAGUCUACUAAGGGGAUAAGCUUAAGGAACCACAGUAACUGGGUCCUUUCAAGCUCAAGGACAAUAAAUAUUUCUGAUUUCUCAUAAAUUGGCACUUGUUUUAUUUAAGGAAUUCUGUGUUUUCUCUGAGCAUGAACUAGAUAAAUUUCCUUACUGGUUCAUUUUCUACUGAGUAGCAUUGCAUGGCAUUUUGUGUCAUUAAAGCCUAUCAAUU